CCAGGCUCCUUCUCUAUAAAGUGGGAUCUAUCAUGACCAGCCUACCUUAUCAAUAUAGGAGAGAAAAUCUUCAUGCCUGAAGAUAUACCCCUGCUCCCUGGCUCCCCACGCCGGCUGAGCCCUCAGGCAGGGUCCAGAGGGGGCCAGGGCCCCAAACAUGGACAGCAGUGUCUCAAGAUGCCAGGUCCCCGGGCCCCAGGUCUGCAGGGCGGUUCCAACAGAGAUCCUGGCCAGCCCUGCGGUGGAGAGAGCACCCGCAGCAGCUCUGUCAUCAACAACUAUCUGGAUGCCAAUGAGCCUGUGUCCUUGGAGGCCCGUCUUAGCCGCAUGCACUUCCAUGACAGUCAGAGGAAGGUCGACUAUGUACUUGCCUACCACUACCGGAAACGCGGGGUGCACCUGGCCCAAGGCUUCCCUGGCCACUCGCUGGCUAUCGUCUCCAAUGGGGAGACAGGCAAGGAGCCUCAUGCUGGGGGCCCAGGUGACAUUGAGCUGGGACCGCUCGAUGCCCUGGAGGAGGAGAGGAAGGAGCAGCGGGAGGAAUUUGAGCACAAUCUGAUGGAGGCUGGACUGGAGCUUGAGAAGGACUUGGAGAAUAAAAGCCAGGGAUCCAUCUUUGUCCGGAUACACGCCCCGUGGCAGGUGCUGGCCAGAGAGGCAGAAUUCUUGAAGAUCAAAGUUCCUACCAAGAAAGAGAUGUACGAGAUCAAAGCAGGAGGCAGCAUUGCAAAGAAGUUCAGCGCGGCUCUGCAGAAGCUGAGCUCGCACCUGCAGCCCCGAGUUCCAGAACACAGCAACAACAAGAUGAAAAACCUCUCCUACCCAUUCUCCAGGGAGAAGAUGUACCUGUACAACAUCCAGGAAAAGGACACCUUCUUUGAUAAUGCCACCCGCAGCCGCAUUGUGCACGAGAUCCUGAAGCGCACAGCCUGCUCCCGAGCCAACAACACGAUGGGUAUUAACUCUCUGAUCGCAAACAAUAUCUAUGAGGCUGCCUACCCUCUUCAUGACGGUGAAUACGAUAGUCCAGAGGACGAUAUGAAUGACAGGAAGCUGCUAUAUCAAGAAUGGGCGCGCUAUGGAGUGUUCUAUAAGUUCCAACCUAUUGACCUCAUCAGAAAGUAUUUUGGAGAAAAAAUUGGACUGUAUUUUGCCUGGCUGGGAUUAUAUACAUCAUUCCUCAUCCCAUCUUCUGUAAUUGGAGUGAUUGUGUUUCUUUAUGGAUGUGCAACAAUUGAAGAAGAUAUUCCCAGCAGAGAGAUGUGUGACCAGCAGAAUGCCUUCACCAUGUGUCCCCUGUGUGACAAGUCCUGUGAUUACUGGAACCUCAGCUCAGCCUGUGGGACCGCGCAGGCCAGCCACCUGUUUGACAACCCUGCCACCGUCUUCUUCUCUAUCUUCAUGGCUCUGUGGGCUACCAUGUUCCUGGAAAACUGGAAGAGGCUACAGAUGCGACUGGGCUACUUUUGGGACCUGACUGGCAUAGAAGAGGAAGAAGAACGUGCCCAGGAACAUUCCAGGCCUGAGUAUGAAACCAAAGUUCGAGAGAAAAUGCUAAAGGAGAGCAACCAGUCUGCUGUCCAGAAAUUGGAAACAAACACGACGGAGUGUGGCGAUGAGGAUGAUGAAGAUAAACUGACCUGGAAGGAUCGUUUCCCAGGUUACCUGAUGAACUUUGCCUCCAUCUUAUUCAUGAUUGCCCUGACAUUCUCAAUCGUCUUUGGGGUGAUAGUGUAUCGAAUAACAACUGCAGCCGCUCUGUCUCUCAAUAAGGCUACACGCUCCAAUGUCCGGGUGACAGUGACAGCAACAGCAGUCAUCAUCAACCUCGUGGUCAUCCUCAUCCUGGACGAGAUCUACGGCGCUGUGGCCAAGUGGCUCACCAAAAUUGAGGUUCCGAAAACAGAACAGACUUUUGAAGAGCGCCUGAUCCUCAAAGCUUUCUUGCUCAAGUUUGUCAAUGCCUACUCCCCCAUCUUCUAUGUGGCCUUUUUCAAAGGGAGGUUUGUGGGCAGGCCUGGAAGCUACGUCUAUGUAUUCGAUGGUUACCGCAUGGAAGAGUGUGCUCCAGGGGGCUGUCUCAUGGAGCUCUGCAUUCAGCUCAGCAUCAUCAUGUUGGGGAAGCAGUUGAUCCAGAACAACAUCUUUGAGAUUGGAGUCCCGAAGCUAAAGAAACUAUUUCGAAAGCUGAAAGAUGAGACCGAAGCUGGAGAAACUGACUCUGCCCAUUCGAAACAUCCAGAGCAGUGGGACCUAGACUACAGCUUGGAACCAUACACAGGACUGACUCCGGAGUACAUGGAAAUGAUCAUCCAGUUUGGUUUUGUCACCCUCUUCGUGGCCUCCUUUCCCCUGGCACCUGUGUUUGCCCUCCUCAACAACGUCAUUGAAGUGCGGCUCGAUGCAAAGAAGUUUGUUACAGAGCUGAGACGGCCGGAUGCUGUAAGAACCAAAGAUAUCGGAAUCUGGUUUGACAUUCUCUCUGGAAUUGGCAAGUUCUCUGUUAUCAGCAACGCUUUUGUCAUUGCGAUCACCUCCGACUUUAUCCCCCGCCUGGUGUACCAGUACUCCUACAGUCACAAUGGGACUCUGCACGGCUUUGUCAACCACACCCUCUCCUUUUUCAACGUCAGCCAGCUGAAGGAGGGGACGCAGCCAGAAAACUCACAGUUUGACCAGGAGGUUCAGUUCUGCAGGUUUAAGGAUUACCGAGAGCCGCCAUGGGCCCCGAACCCUUAUGAGUUUUCGAAACAGUACUGGUUUAUUCUGUCCGCCCGUCUGGCUUUUGUCAUAAUCUUCCAGAACCUCGUGAUGUUCCUGAGCGUCCUCGUGGACUGGAUGAUUCCAGACAUCCCCACGGACAUCAGCGACCAGAUCAAGAAAGAGAAGAGCUUAUUAGUGGAUUUCUUCCUGAAAGAGGAGCAUGAGAAGCUCAAGCUGAUGGAUGAGCCGGCUCUGAGGAGCCCAGGAGGUGGGGAUCGAAGCAGGAGCCGGGCAGCCAGCUCAGCACCUUCAGGCCAAAGCCAGCUGGGCAGCAUGAUGUCGUCAGGCUCUCAGCACACCAAUGUGUGAGCAGUUCAGCCUGCAGCAGAGGAGGGCACGGCAGCAGAGACACGCACAUGCACGUAAGCAUGUUCCUACACCCACAUGGCGUGCUGUCUGUCUGCAGGGGCCUGGCUUGAUGGGGUCUUGAAGAGGGGGCAGUGUGUAAAAAGAAAGAGCCUGACAGAAUGAGUGUAGGAAGGAAGAGAAAUGAUGCUACAUCUCAGAAACUUCAAGCUUAAGUUUCUUUUAGGUCCCCUUUUAAGCUGCAUCCUUUUGAGGGAUUGGAACCCCACUGGGGUCUCUCCACCCCAGAGUCUCAGGCACCGCGAGCAUUCCCAUGUACCCUGGGGCACCCUCUUGUACUUCACCAUCAUUUCUGACUUUGACCAGCUGUAAGAGAAAUGCAGUCAGGAGCACAGCAUCCCCUACUUACUAUCACUACAAGAAAACUGAGUCACUUGCAGUGGGGCUGCCACAGUCUCAGCAGAUGCAAAUUAAGUUACAAGGCUGAAUGGUGCAGCCGCUGGACCUGAUAGUAAGGUGCAAAGGUCCAAACCUGGGCUUGUCUCCACUUCACGUCACAAAAACGUUUGGAGCUAAAUGCAGAUAACCAUCAUUUUAUGAAAGUUCAGAUUUAAAAUAAUAAAAUAAAUGGACACAUUCUUUAUAAA
Homo sapiens (human) is the source of this 3716-nucleotide messenger RNA. RefSeq names its product anoctamin 2 (gene ANO2). The coding region runs from base 73 to 3072 and encodes 999 amino acids. NCBI's taxonomy places the organism in Eukaryota, Metazoa, Chordata, Mammalia, Primates, Hominidae. The record is from RefSeq and is marked validated. Gene Ontology annotation, cellular component: plasma membrane. The transcript has 27 exons. Gene Ontology annotation, molecular function: chloride channel activity; protein dimerization activity.